CCUGGUAACACUGGGCCAGUGUUUUUUUUCAGGCCGAGCGGUUCGGACGUAUCUCUAUCUCUGUUCGUCCGCUGUGGUUUUUGUAACGGCCACGGAAGUGCAUUCCUAAUUGUUCUCGCAAAUUCUUUGUGUUGGCUCCGCUCCGAGAAAAAGAGGGCUCAAAGAGCUCCGGUGACUGUGCCAGAGUAACGGGAAAUGUCGAAACGCAGUUAACUCCAAUUGAUUUCGCUAUUUCCCAAACUGUGUCCGUGUUUGUGUGAGAGAAAAGUGCAAGUGUGCGAAAUUGCAAUGCGUAUCCGUAUCGAGUUUUCUUGAUUUCCCAAAAAGCAAAGAAAAGGCAGAGCAACUUCAACUAAAAGUGCAGCAGUUCUUGUAUGGAUAAGCGGACCUACCUGUCUACUUGUGCCGACAAAGCCGACGACGCAGACGACGUCCAGUCGAGAUGACGCAGACCAAGCAGCCAUCAGGGGGGUCGACCACCUCGGCCGCCGACUUUGUGGCCCCCGUAACCUCCACGAGUGCAUCCAAGUACGCACCGUGCUCGCCCUCCGCCCACAAUGUCCUGCUGAACAACUUCCAGCUGAAGAAGAAGAGCUACCGGGUCCUGCUCCAUGGGCAGCAGUUGGUUUGGGAGCGUCUGCAGAAGAUCAAGCAACCAGCCCAAAGCAACGAGACCAAGGCGCCAUUGCCACCGGACUCGCCCUCUCAGCCAGGGGGAAUAUCCUCCUACGGACCACAAAGCCAUGUGCUCCACCUGGACGAUGUGAUCAGCAUAAGGAGCGGGGACACCAAGGCGAACUCCCUGAAGCCUCCAUCGCCGCCAGGUUCGGAACGCAGUUCCAGUUGCAGUGGCGAUGGUGCGCCGGGAAAGCCCACCAGUCAGUACCUGACCAUUAACUACGCCAUGCGGCUGACGAAAUCCCAAACGGACUGCAAUCGCUGGGAGCUGAGGAGGCUCACCUUCUUCAACUCGGAUCCCUACAUAGUGCGGCAGUGGGAUCACGAGCUGCAGGUCCGUCUCCAGAGUUCUUCGCCUUCGCGGAUGCGAGUGCGCCGUCUGUUGGUUUUCAUAAACCCCUACGGAGGUCGCAAGGCGGGAGCCCAGACCUACGAGCGUCAUGUGAGGCCGAUUUUCCAGCUCGCCGGAGUGGAUGCCACCUGCAUCACCACUCAGAGGGCGAACCAAGUGAAGGACAUACUGCUGAGCCACGACCUCGGAGUAUACGAUGCGGUUUGCUGCGUCGGAGGCGAUGGAACCGUGGCGGAAGUGAUCAAUGGACUGAUAUUCCGGCAGAUGCGAGAGCUGGGACUGGACGAUGAGCGACCGCCCUACAUUCCAAGACCGGCUCUGCCAGUGGGCGUCAUCCCCGCCGGCAGCACCGACACCAUAGCCUAUAGUAUGCAUGGCACGGCGGAUGUGAGGACGGCGGCCAUCCAUGUGAUUCUGGGCCAGCACCGCGGCCUGGAUGUGUGCAGCGUUAGCAAUGGCCAGUCCCUGCUCAGGUUUUGUGCCAGUGUCUUGAGCUACGGCUACCUGGGCGACGUGGCCGCCCAGAGCGAGAACUACCGCUGGAUGGGACCGCGGCGGUAUGAGUACAGCGGCGUCAAGGCUUUUCUGAGCAAUCGUGGCUAUGACGCCGAGCUGAGGAUGCUGGAGGAGCCCGAUCUGCUGCUGACCACGCCCCUGGAAGAGGUGCCGCAGAGUCCGGACAGCGUGUGCUCGCUGGGUGAGUCCGUGCCCUCCGUUUGCUAUGCCAAUUGCCAGCGCUGUAGCUUCGCUAGCAGCAUACAGGAGCAGCGCUCUUCUCUGUUCAUUCAGGAAGAGUCCAGGGAGUCGGAACGGAUUCACCAGGAGGAGCCUGAAGAAGACUCCCAUCUAGCCCCCGGUGAGGCAGCUCUGCUAAGGCCUCGUCCACGUCCCGGGAACCUUCAACUGCCUUCCGGCUCCAUUUCAUCCAUGAGAAACCUCGGCACCGAUCAGUGGAAGGUGGUGCGGGGAAACUUCUUCAUGAUCUGCGGAGCGAACAUCACCUGCGCCUGCGCCAGGAGUCCCAACGGUAUCAGUCGCUACAGUCACUUGGGCGAUGGUUGCCUGGAUCUCAUUCUGGUCAAGAAGACCUCGCUGCUCAACAAUGUGCGCUUCCUGCUCAACACGGCCGGCAGGAGCGGUGAUAUUCGCAAUCUGCCGUUUGUAGAAGUCUAUCGUACCCGGGAAUUCCGGUUCAGAACGCUUUCUGGCGCUGGUGAGGAGGACUACAGCUUAGCAGGCUCUUGCCAACCAAUUUCCCCGCCAGGAGAGAUGGCCAACACCUCCUCCGCGACAGAGUUUUCUAGCUGGAACUGUGAUGGCGAGGUGGUUACCGACUUGGACAUUACCAUGAGAUCGCAUUGUCAGCUCAUCGAGGUCUUUAUGCGGGGACCCCAUUCCUACAGCAAGCCCCUCAAGGGCGGCACCACGCCUACAACCCCAGCUAGCUCCAGCGAUAAUGUCUAUUGCUGCUGCAAGGACUAGAAGCUUUAACCACAUAGAAUUAGCAUCAAUCAUUGGCCGUGACAAGUAGCUCGUAGUUUUGCGUAGGGUAUCCUUAUUCGUAUUCGUAUCGUGUUAAAGAGCGGGUCUCCCCGUCAUUGUUUUUAGCAUAGCUCAAUAAAGCAACUGAUAUUAUCGACUGUAUUAUGGCAUCUGAAAGAUGCGAAAGCAAACCGAAACAUUCCCCUCGGAAGGCGUGCAUUAUUCACAAACCUAUAUAUUUACAAAUUGUGUACUGGUAUACUGGCAAUAAAAAAUGUGUCUAUAUGUAA
Molecule: messenger RNA, 2802 nt
Organism: Drosophila takahashii
Lineage: Eukaryota; Metazoa; Arthropoda; Insecta; Diptera; Drosophilidae
Gene: Cerk
Product: Ceramide kinase
Biological process (GO): ceramide metabolic process; phosphorylation
Molecular function (GO): ceramide kinase activity
Source: RefSeq, a predicted model, not a curated record